Drosophila takahashii is the source of this 817-nucleotide messenger RNA. RefSeq lists its product as uncharacterized. The record is from RefSeq and is a predicted model, not a curated record. NCBI's taxonomy places the organism in Eukaryota, Metazoa, Arthropoda, Insecta, Diptera, Drosophilidae.
AAACAUCUUGACCAGAUGAUCUGUUUGGCAGUACACUUCGUUCAUUCCAACGCCAGUCACCUAAACAGUAACAAGUAGAAGAGAACACUUCUCUGACCUAACAGUUUUUUCAGCCUCAACAGUCCAAUAUGAGUGAAGAGGAAGCACCUGGUGCAGGAGGCGAAGAGUCGCCAGGAGCAGGACAGACAGAGGCUGUGGCUGCACCGCCACCACCAGAUACCACCACCGCUGCACCACCCGAUACCACCACUUCCGGGGCUCGAAUGAUGAUGCACCACCCGUGGUUGGCGGCCGCCGCAGUGGCCGUCUAUGCCACAAAGGUCAUGUGGGUCAAGUUCCGGGAGCUCGGCCUGGCCAAGCAGAAAAAGCGGCUCAAAAAACGAGAAGAAAAGUCGAAGCCCUUGCAUUAUAACGAGGAAGAGAAUGGUUCUGAAUCUGAAUCGGAGGCAGAGGAUGAGAUCGGUCCUGAAGUUCAAAGCACGAAGGAAGGGGAUCUUAAUCUUCCGAUCCUGGACAAUCCAGAUGGAAACUAUCGAUCAAUCGAAGUUCCACCUGCUGAAUUUUGAUAGUUGAUUCGGGGAUGAAGGACUCUUAAACGGAGACUACACCAUUGUACAAAACAAAGACACUAGUUGUUGUAAUGCUUGCGAUUUAGGUAGGGAAUAAUCAGCGAGGAACCUUAACAUAUGGACACAAAUUGUUAGUUUAAUAUUAUCAAACAAAAUUCUUGUAAAACAUUUCGAUAUUUCAAUUAGUGUAAUUGGUUUUCUGUUAAUGCUGCGAUGUAUAAUAUAAUAUAUUAUAAGCCAUAUGGAAA